AUGACAAACGAUCUUUAUCCUAAAAUUUUUGCUGCUCUGUAUUCAUCGAAAAAUGACUCUUGGAAAUACUUGGAACCUAACUAUUCUUACGAAUGUCAGUUAUCUGUGUCCCAAAAUAGCACUUAUAUUAACGGAAAAUAUCAUUGGAUGAGCAGCAGCAAAGAGAUAUGCAAGAAAGACAGUGUGUAUUUUAUUCGGACAUUUGAUUUUGCGACUGAAUUGUUUGGGGAAAUGGCAGGACCACCAAUUCCAGGUGAUCACUGGGCGACACUAAUGUUACGCGGUGGCUCCCUUGCAGCUAUGUCUUCUGGUAAUAUGGCUCAGCCUCAGACAUCGUGUUAUGAUAUAUGGGCAAGGAUUGGAGAGAAUAAAUGGAUCAAAGUUUAUACAGUGAAUCCUCCUAUACCCUCGCAUUGGCCUAACGGAAUUUGGGAGUAUGAUAAGUUUAUUUAUGAACUAACAGAGACUAACAGGAUGGUUUUUUAUGAUCAGGCCGCUAAACAAGUUACAAAUCUUGGAUUUGAUCAUUUUCAACGUCUAGAAUCUGGAUUCUGUUGGACUACAGAUUAUAAGGAGAGCCUAAUUCCAAUAAAGAGAGAAAAUCCCACUGAGCAGGAUAAUGUUGAACACUACUUCACCAAGUUUUAA
Messenger RNA from Nicotiana attenuata, 648 nucleotides. RefSeq lists its product as uncharacterized. The coding region runs from base 1 to 648 and encodes 215 amino acids. The record is from RefSeq and is a predicted model, not a curated record. Lineage: Eukaryota; Viridiplantae; Streptophyta; Magnoliopsida; Solanales; Solanaceae. The transcript has a single exon.